Messenger RNA from Polychytrium aggregatum, 897 nucleotides. RefSeq lists its product as uncharacterized. The coding region runs from base 1 to 897 and encodes 298 amino acids. Lineage: Eukaryota; Fungi; Chytridiomycota; Chytridiomycetes; Polychytriales. The transcript has a single exon. The record is from RefSeq and is a predicted model, not a curated record.
AUGAGUCUGCCGGGAAACAAAGCCAUGCUCGACGAUGAUUUCGGCCAGCUUUACUCGCUCAUCGGCAAUCCAAAGCCCAAGGUGCCCUUGGAUCUGGACCUCCUCCAGAUCACAAAGACCCCGACCGCCGAAUCCAUCCGCUCUGUGCACACCGAUCUUUCGACUUCCACCAGCUGCUCGACCGAAGCCACUUCGCCGACGCACACCAUCCCGCCGACGCACCCCACCAUCUCGAUCGUCAUCCCUACAAGCACCACGUCCUCGGGUCCGUCCACCCCCUUCACCUUUGUCAUGCGAACUCUCCCUUUAAAGACCCCGGUCGAAGCCGAAACGCCCAACCCCUUUAGUGGCCCCAUACCUUCAACACCCGUCGCUCCCGUCAAUAGCGCAGGAGCCUCACCCGCCAUCGCCUCGACAACUUUCGAGACCAAAACCGCCUUGCUGCCAUCGUCCGCCAGCGUUCGUAGCAGCAUGCGUCCGGUGGAUGGCUUUAUGGAGCCCUCGGCGUCGCUCGGGUCGACAGUGCGGUCGCCUCCAGCGCAGGCCUCCUUGCCUAUUGCCCCUCCGCGCAAGUCCCUCGAUAUCCCGCCUCCGCGCAAGUCCUUUGAUGUCUCGGGCUCGUAUCAGCCUGACGGCUUUGGCUCGCGCACCAUCUACCGACGCCAUCCGACCCCCAGCAUCGUCAGCAUUGACCACGGCCCCGCCUCGGCGCCAAUCUUGGCUCCGCAAACGUCCCAGCCGUCACCGUAUACCCGAGUUGGUGUUUCGCUUGAUCUGCCACGGAACGCUCCCGAGAACACGGAGGCCGCCGCCGCCAACGUCAAGCACGAUCCCACGCGAGUUCCUCUCAAGAAUGUCUUGGGAACCAUGAGCGUCCGGCUCCUCCAAGGCCGUUGA